AUGAGCCCUCGUCGGUCAUCCCGUGCUCGCUCAUCGCAGCAACCCCCUCCUGGUCCCAACCACACAAACUCCACCACCUCGAUCAACUCCAAAUCCGAUCGAGAUACUCGUGCCAACAUCCGUACAACCUCUCCUCACAGACCCUCCACCCAACGAUCCGAAUCUGCUGAUGGCGCAGACUCGUCCUCUCGAGCCGAGCAGCUCGCACCGCGUCGCAGUCGCCGAAAUGGGGAUGACAAAGAACAAAUAGUAAAACAACAGGCCGAUGAUGAGGAAAAUGACGCUGAACCCACAGAUGAGGAAGUCACUCGCUGUAUCUGUGGGCAAGCUGAGUAUCCUGGUCCUUCCUCUACAGUGCGACAACAGCAACCAGCCAUCGACGGCAUAACCGACGACACGGGUAAUUUUUUCGUCCAGUGUGACAACUGUGGUGUCUGGCAACACGGUGGCUGCAUGGGUCUAUUGGACGAGUCGAUGCUCCCAGAUGAAUACUACUGCGAGCUGUGCAAACCAGAAUUUCACAAGAUCACAAAGUCUGCAAAUGGACAAAAAUCUUCCCGUUACCUCCCCGUUUUGGAGACCAAUUCCAGUCGAUCCUCUCCUUUAUCCUCGAAUCCAGAAUUGGGCCGCAAGAAAGAGAACAAGAACAAACAGUCCGAAAGCACCAAGAGGAGAGCCACCUUCAACAGUAGGGGGGCCUACGACGAGGAUGAGAUGUUGAGGAGGGCCAUCGAGGAGAGCAAAGAAAUGGGCACUCUCGGGAAACGCACAAGAGACGAAUCAGAAGAACAAAAGGGUACAUCCAAGCGACAACGCACGGGAUCCAACUCCUCAGGAACGGUUUCCAAGCGCAGUGAAUCACCUGAAGUAGCAGUGGAUGAUCCAACAAACAGAUCAACAACCAACGGUCGAAAUGCGUCCCAAAAGUUGAGGGGAGCAGCUGCUCGAAACAACCGUGAAAAGGAACUUCGAGACAAAGCAAAGGAACAGCAAGCUGCCCAGCGUGCUGAGGCGGCAAGCAAACGCAAUGCUCGGUCCGAACGAAGAAGGGCAGAUGACUCACCUCCUCCCACACCGAGCCUCUCUCCUUCCAAAGGUGGACAACCCAACGGCAAAACAAAAGCAGAUACCCCCCCGUCUGGUCGGUCGAACCAUACCAAUAGCCGUAAACCUGGCGGAAGAGCAGCCGCACGGCGAGGGAGAUUGGGCAGAAAUCAAUAUACGCGUGACCAGAACGGAGAAGACGGGGACAAUGCAUCUCUGCGGGAUGGAUCCCAUGACAUCAAUGGCCAUGACAACAAAAAUGGGGGUUCGCCGUCCGGCGUCGACAGAAAAGGGAGUGCAGGUGGAGUCGGCGCUGUACACUGCAUCAAUGGCGAAAGCGGACGCAGUUCAAAGGCCAAGACACACCCGGCGAGAACGAGUCUCAACGAGAUGAAGAGACGAGUAGCAGCAAUCCUGGAAUUUGUUGGGCGAAUGCAGACAGAGCGGACGACGCAGGCACAAGCAGCGAUGCAGGUGAACGGUGGCAGUGGCGGGAGCUCCAAGGGCUCCACGACUCCGAAUGGCGUAAGCAAAACGUCCAGCACUUCGAGCACGACGGGGAGCACGUUGCCAACAGCCAGUCUGGUGCGUGCGGUUGAGGCUGGGCUGAAUGACGUAAAGGAGAAAGACGACGACAACACGGUAUCGAUGAUGGACGAGAGGGAGUUUGCGACCAUGGGCAGUGUGGACAUGAUGGAGACGUUGACGAGAGAGUUGGUCCAGUGGCAGAGUGUUUAUGGGGUAUAUUCGCGAUGA
Molecule: messenger RNA, 1800 nt
Organism: Fonsecaea nubica
Lineage: Eukaryota; Fungi; Ascomycota; Eurotiomycetes; Chaetothyriales; Herpotrichiellaceae
Exons: 4
Coding region: 1-1800 (599 amino acids)
Biological process (GO): negative regulation of rDNA heterochromatin formation; negative regulation of silent mating-type cassette heterochromatin formation
Cellular component (GO): Rpd3L-Expanded complex; Rpd3L complex
Source: RefSeq, a predicted model, not a curated record